This is a messenger RNA of Ruditapes philippinarum (Manila clam), 2458 nucleotides long. RefSeq lists its product as uncharacterized. Bases 83 to 1846 code for a protein of 587 amino acids. Gene Ontology annotation, molecular function: zinc ion binding; ubiquitin-protein transferase activity. The transcript is spliced from 2 exons. Gene Ontology annotation, biological process: positive regulation of DNA-templated transcription. Gene Ontology annotation, cellular component: chromatin; nucleoplasm. Lineage: Eukaryota; Metazoa; Mollusca; Bivalvia; Venerida; Veneridae. The record is from RefSeq and is a predicted model, not a curated record.
UCCACAUAAGCCAUAUCAACAGCAAAAUUUUGACAUUUGACACCUGUGAGACAAUCUGCGGAUUACGAUUUGAAGGUGAAACAUGGAAGUCCCAGGAAAGAAAGCAUCAAAACAAUUUUCAACGUCAACAACAACAAUGGCAUCGGAUGAAGAUCUUCAAAUUUACUGUCAGCCUUGUGACGAGGAAGGAACUAGACUCCCUGCCCAUGGUUACUGCAGUGACUGCAAGGAGCAUCUUUGCAAGACAUGCAUUAAAGUCCAUAAGAUAAACACGUUUACCAAAAAGCAUACACUUAUGGAUGCAACAAAUUUGCCGAAAGUCGCAGGCCUGUCUGAUGUCUUGACCACACCAUGUCUUAAACAUUCAAGAAAAAUGAUCAAGUUCUACUGCAAUGAUCAUAAAAAAAUUCUCUGCAGUGUUUGUGUUGCACUUGAACAUCAAGCUACAACCUGCAAAGUCAACUAUAUACCAGACAUUUCUGGUGAUAUAAUAGACAGCAAAGAAUAUCAAGUUAUCUUGAAUUCAGUUAAUACCACUUAUGACAAGUUUCAAAAGAUAUAUAAAGAAGUCAAGAACAUAACAUACAAAUCAAGCAGCUCUCUUAAAGGUGCAUUAGUUGACAUUAAAAAGUUUCGGGAAGAAAUCAACCAGAGACUAGAUGAACUUGAGAGACAGGCUGAAGAUGCAGUUACAGUUAUAGAACAAGAAAACAAUAAACAUCUGAAAGCAGUAGAAACAACAUGUGAAGAAGUUACCAAAUCUUUGAAGAUAUCAUCAGACAAAAUCAAACAACUCAACACAACAAAAGAAGCUGAAAAACUCUUCAUUGAUUUAAAACUUGCAGAGAAAACAAUCAAAGAUAUGCAGGGAAAACUAUUAAACCUGCCUUCAUUUGAUUUCAAGGAGCACAACUUUCUAUCAAAUGAUGUAAUAUUAAAUUUCUUUAAAGCAGAGAAGUCUAUGGGUACAUUGACACACACAACUUUUAAUACAGAAUGUCAACCUGUAAAAUUACAGUAUAGAAAAUCGUCACAUGAGGGAGAUAUCUGUGUGAACACAUUAAAAGAUAAAACCAUAUGCUGGAUAACAGGAAUGACUCUGCUGAUAUCUGAGCUUCUUAUAAUCACAGACUACAAUAACAAUGUUGUGAAGAUGGUGGAUACCAGCAGUCAGUCUGUGUCUGAUCAACUACAACUUGAUUCUGGACCAUGGGAUAUCACCACAGUAUCCGGUACUGAACUUGCCGUCACACUUCCUAACAAACAGACCAUACAGUUUAUAUCAAUCUCAUCAAACAAACUCAUAAAGGAGCAAACUUUGAAUGUUUUUGGACAAUGUCAUGGUAUAAGCUGUUACCAAGGUAAACUUGUUGUGUCAUUCCUUAAUCCUACAAAACUUCAGAUCCUUGAUAUGAAUGGCACUAUACUGAACAUUGGUGGACAAAAUAUUUUCAAUAGGCCAGAAAACAUUCAUUUUGGUGGAAAAAAUAUUUUCAAAUGGCCAGAAUAUAUCCAAUGUAACAGAAAUUCUAUCUAUGUAUCUGACAAGGGCAUAAAAACAGUAACAAUAUUAAACUGGCAAGGCGAUGUGAUUGGUAGUUAUAGUGGUACAAGUUGCCCUGUGGGAAUGUCACUGUCAGAUGAUGGUACUGUCUUUGUAUGUGACAGGGUGAGAAAUGUUAUAGAAGAGAUAUCAAGCUAUUAUUCUACAGGAAAGGUAGUGCUGCAAUAUCUGAAGAGACCAGUGGCUGUAUGUUGGUGUGGUGAAGCAAAGAAGCUAUAUUUCAGCUGUAAUACUUGGGAUGAAAAUAUUGACAACUUCCUUCACAUCCAUAACCUGUCAUAGACAUGAUAGACUUGAACAGUUCUUAAAUAGCAAACAAAAAACAACAACAAAAAACAACAACAAAAAACAACAACAAAAACACUGGCAUUAGCAUUAUCCAUUCUUCUGUAAAAUUAGCAAUUGAAGACACAUGUUUUACGUUUUGUCUUAGUGAUUUAAAUCUCAUGUUGAUAGGAAUGAUUUAAGAAAUCCCUUUGUUGUAUUCUUACAAAUGGUUUAAUGAUUUGGUGAGUAACAAGAAAACUACUAACAGUCAUACUGGGAAUACAUGAAAUAACAAGAGCACUUCAAAAAUUUUAACGCGUGGUCAAAGCCACAGCUAUCAAUAACCAAGGGACAUAAAUGAAAACUACAAUUCAGCAAUCAUAAUAGCUCGAAUUUUCAUUACAAUAGAUAACUUUGUUUACAUUGAUAAAUUGACUGUCCUAGGUUAUAUCGAUAAAAGCAUUUCAUCUUCAAUCUUACAAGUACCUUAUGAUAUGAUAAAACUGAUGAGUUUUCUUUUGUAAUCAUCAAAUGAACUUUUUAUAUUUUAUGUAACAAUGCCUGUCCUAAUACCAUUCAUUAUUUGUAACACUUAUAUUUAAACAGAGUACAUCAUUAAAAUUCAGU